ACCAGAAGUUCCGUUCCUAUCCGUUGAAGAUCCAGAAGAAAGCGACGAUGUUCGUCGGGCGUCUCUGCGAGAUGAAAUGGGAAUCCGAGGCCAGCCGACUCGUCGAGCCGGGAAUCGAGGUGCUUCCCGAGGGAUGCAUCGCCCACGCCAUCUCCCUCACGUCGCCCCGCGACGCCUGCUGCUCCACCGCCGUCUCCACCGCCUUCCGGUCCGCCGUCGCUUCCGACACCGUCUGGAACAGCUUCCUACCCUCCGAUCUGGAGUCCAUCCUCGCCAGAGCCGACCGUCCGGUGGACUUCUCCUCCAAGAAGGAGCUCUUCUUCCGGCUGUGCGACAAACCGAUCCUCCUCGACGGCGGCAAGAUGGUUGCGUUUUGCAGAUUUUCUCAUUGGAUAGAUCUAGCGGAGCCAAGUGCUUCAUGCUUUCUGCUAGAGAACUAGUCAUUACGUGGGCUGAUACGGACUCCUACUGGAGAUGGGUUCCGGAACCUGAUUCCAGGUUCUCAGAGGUUGCUGAACUCCUAAGUGUAUGUUGGUUGGAGAUUCGUGGGCACUUCAAAUGCAAAAUGCUUUCUUCCAAAACAACAUAUGCUGCCUAUCUCAUCUUCAAGCUAUCUGAUCGCGCUUAUGGUCUGGGCCAUCCACUCCAAGAGGCAUCAGUAGAACUUGGAACAGAGUUAUCCACUAGUGUGGUCUGCUUACAGCCCAGUGACAUGUACGCGCAUAUGCAUGCUCGGAGGAGCAGGGUUUGGUUCAGGCGUGGUUUGCACUGGAGACGACGAGUACUGACGGUCAAUGAGAGUCAAGAAGCAGAUGAGGAAGCCAAGGAAGCCGCUGGCCGUGUUCCACAGUUGAGGAAUGAUGGAUGGAUGGAAAUCGAGCUGGGUGAGUUCUACAACUGCGGGGAAGAGGACAAGGAGGUCGAUGUAAGUUUGCUGGAAGUGAAAGGAGGACACUGGAAGAUUGGCCUGAUCAUUGAGGGAAUUGAGAUAAGGCCUAAAAAGUAGUGCUGAAAGUAACGCCCCUAACUUUUAGCAUCCAUUGGGGCAGUAAAUUCAACUGCAAAUGUUGCAUAUUUAAGCUUCAAGAGAGAAUUGGUAUGCAUUUGAUCCAUAAAUCUUUGUUCUUUAGGAUUUUGAAAGGUGCCACUGAGAGAAUCUGCUCCAUAUUGUGGAAGAAUAUGAUUCUCGUUGGAAUUGUUAAGGUGUCUCAUUUUCGAUAUUGCUUCCUCACCAAUGUUGGCAUGUUGAAUAAGUUCUAAAGCACAGGGAAAUUAUUUUAAGUAUUAA
Molecule: messenger RNA, 1288 nt
Organism: Zingiber officinale
Lineage: Eukaryota; Viridiplantae; Streptophyta; Magnoliopsida; Zingiberales; Zingiberaceae
Product: F-box protein PP2-B10-like
Exons: 3
Coding region: 77-1006 (309 amino acids)
Molecular function (GO): protein binding
Source: RefSeq, a predicted model, not a curated record